Messenger RNA from Stegostoma tigrinum, 984 nucleotides. RefSeq names its product pleckstrin homology domain-containing family G member 1-like. The record is from RefSeq and is a predicted model, not a curated record. The annotation marks the transcript as partial. NCBI's taxonomy places the organism in Eukaryota, Metazoa, Chordata, Chondrichthyes, Orectolobiformes, Stegostomatidae. The transcript has 3 exons.
CAGACUGCUGAACAAAGACCCCAGCUCCAAUGGUGGGCGCCUUGUUCGGAAGCUGAUCAGAGCAGACAGCUGAUUGGCUCAUACGCUUGAUUGAAAGCAUCAUGUGGAAUGAGCGAGCGAGGGAACUCUCCAGUGAACUGAUGGUCAUUGUGGACUAAGAUUUUUAUUUGCUUUUAAAAGUUGCAAUGCGCCUUCGAGGAGCACCGAGAGCCAGAUUUCUGCAGAUCCUGGAAUCUGAAUGAAUACCAUGUUCUUCCAGAUGUCUUGCCACCUGUUCGAGAGUCUCUGUCCCAAAGAGCAACGUUGACCUCUCCUGUUGGUUUCCUGCAUCGAGAUAAUAGAAGGUAUGCUGGAAUGAGGAGCAUGGAUUCGUCUGAUCGCGAUCGCCCAGUCAGCUACGGUUCUACAUCUUCCUCUGCCUCUUCUAGGGAUAGCCACUGCUCCUUGAGCAGUGGGAUGACUCUGGUCUCCAACAGCCACUUGGGCCUUGCUGGCCAAGAGAAGGAAGCUGGGGCCAUCCGGUUGGAGCUGAUCCCGACAGGGCACUUGUCCAGCACCAAUGAUUGUGCAAAGAUUAAUUUGCCGCGUAUGAAUUCUGGAGAGGUGGAUGAGAAGAGGACUGGAGAUUUUGCAAUCAAAAGAGUUGACUCUAGGGGGUCCCACAAGAAUCGUGCAGUGUCACCGGGAGCAGCGUCUGUAAGACCUGGGCUGCUUUAUGUGGACAGAGUAGUCCAGGAAAUCCUGGAGACUGAGCGGACCUAUGUUGAAGAUCUGAGGAGCAUUGUGAAGGCUAUAAAGUAUCUAACUGGAAAGUACAGUGGCACUUCUCCAGCCGUAUGGAACUUUGUCAGAACACUACAGCAGGUCCAGGACACACUGCGCACGCGCACGCUCACACUGAAGCAAGAUUGUUCAUUGGCAAGCAACUGGAAGUUGGGGCCAUUCUUAAGGACAGUGGAGGGGUUCUGCAAAGUGGACAUCCAG